ACUCCCCUCUCCUCCCUCAAUGGGCUCCAUCCCUCUACUCUAUCUUCUCCUCAGUCUGCUUGUGGAAACAAACCUGCGCUGAAGAUCUCUGCCGGUCAUCACGCCGGUUCCCCUUACUUGGUUCUGCGGAGAGAAGUCAAGCGCUGUGACUUUGCCAUGAGCUUGUCUCAGACGUGAGGAGCUUCCACGCGUCCCGUGUGGUGUCUUCAACAACAUCUGAGGCUCCCGAAGGAGACGCGGCUCUGAACUCCUGGGGACAGACGGGUAAAAAGCAGAUCAGCACUCCUCCUCCUCAUCAUCCUCCUCCUUUUUGCUUCCACGAUGGGUUCAGAUGUGCGUGACCUGAACUCCCUGCUGCCCCCGGUCCCAGCGGGCCCCAGCCCCGGGUGCCCGGCCCUGCCCGUCAGCACGGCCCCCCAGUGGGCUCCUGUCUUGGACUUCCACACCGCCGCCUCUCCUUACUCCUCUCUCGGUGCUCCUCACACCUCCCUAGGGCCGCAUUCUUUCAUCAAGCAGGAGCCCAGCUGGGGGGCUGCGGGUGACCCCCACCACCAUGAUGCUGACCCCCACUGCGGCCUCAGCGCCUUCACUGUCCAUUUCUCAGGACAGUUCACGGGUACAGGGGCCUGCCGGUAUGGAGCGGCGUUUGGGGCUCCCCCACCGCCACCUCCGGCCGCCAGCCAGCCGCCGUCUGUGACUGGCCCCCACCACCACCAACCACCCGCCAGGAUGUUCAGCAGCACGCCGUACCUGAGCAACUGCAUGGACGUGCAGCCCAGCGGACGGAGCCAGACGGAAUCCUUCGUCCUUUGUGACAAAGGUUACGGCACAGUUGCGUUCGACGGAGCCAGUAAUUACAGUCACACUCCAACUCACCACAGCUCCCAGUUCUCCAACCACUCCUUCAAACACGAAGACGCUUUGACGCAACAAAGCACCAUGGGUGAGCAGCAGUAUCCCGUCCCUCCGCCCAUGUACGGAUGUCACACACCUUCAGACAGCUGCACAGGCAGCCAAGCUCUGCUGCUGAGGAACCCGUACAACAGCGGUGAAAAUUUAUAUCAAAUGACCUCUCAGUUGGAGUGUGUGGCUUGGAACCCUGUCACUUCACUGGCACCCACCAUGAAGAGUCAUGGUGCAGGUUACGAAAGUGACCCCAGCACACCGAUGGUGUACAGCUGCAGCACGCAGUACCGCAUCCACACACAUGGAGUCUUCAGGGGGAUACAGGAUGUGCGGCGGGUACCCAGCAUCGCUCCAGCAAUAGUGCGUUCAGAGAACAGUGAGAAGCGUCCGUUCAUGUGUCCAUACCCAGGAUGCAACAAACGCUACUUCAAGCUGUCUCAUCUGCAGACGCACAGUCGCAAACAUACAGGUGAGAAACCAUACCAGUGUGAGUUCACCGACUGUGGGCGGGGCUUUUCUCGCUCUGAUCAACUCAAGCGACACCAGCGGAGGCACACAGGAGUUAAACCGUUCCAAUGCGAGACGUGUCAGAGAAAGUUCUCUCGGUCUGACCACCUUAAGACACACACCCGGACUCAUACAGGUAAAACAAGUGAGAAACCGUUUAACUGCCGGUGGCCCAACUGUCAGAAGAAGUUUGCCCGGAGCGACGAGUUGGUGCGACACCACAACAUGCACCAGAGGAACCUCAGCAAGCUGCAGCUGGCCAUCUAAGUCUGAGCCGCCGAAACCCGGGUCACUUUUACUGAGUGUAAAUAUCACCGUCAUGUCUGCUUCGAUUUGUCGGAUCGUUCCAGACUGGAACAAAAUCCUCCGCUGUGCAAAAACAUUAUCAGCGCCACAAACAUUAUGGAAAUGUGCUUCCAACCAAA
Thalassophryne amazonica is the source of this 1838-nucleotide messenger RNA. RefSeq names its product WT1 transcription factor a (gene wt1a). Lineage: Eukaryota; Metazoa; Chordata; Actinopteri; Batrachoidiformes; Batrachoididae. The coding region runs from base 322 to 1680 and encodes 452 amino acids. Gene Ontology annotation, cellular component: nucleus. Gene Ontology annotation, molecular function: RNA polymerase II cis-regulatory region sequence-specific DNA binding; DNA-binding transcription factor activity, RNA polymerase II-specific. The record is from RefSeq and is a predicted model, not a curated record. Gene Ontology annotation, biological process: regulation of transcription by RNA polymerase II. The transcript has 9 exons.